CCUGUUAAUCUUUAAUUUUGCCAUUAAACACCAGCUAACCCAGCACCAGAGUGAGAGGGAAAGAGAGAGAGGGAGAGAGAAACCCACUGCAAUCUAAUCCCAGGGAAGAACAAGAAGAGAUAUGGAAAGCCAAGAGCAGCAAAAGACAUCAAGGGUUGUUGAGGUGGACUCAAAGCAGUCAUGGGAUUCCUAUGUAACUAAAGCCACCGAUCAAGGCUGCCCUAUUGUGGUACACUUUACUGCUGCAUGGUGCAUGCCUUCGGUUGCGAUGAACCCUUUGGUUGAGGAAUUGGCAUCAACUUACCAAGAUAUGUUGUUCCUCACUGUUGAUGUGGAUGAUGUCAAGGAGGUAGCAACCAAAUUUGAGAUUAAGGCUAUGCCAACAUUUUUGCUGAUGAAGGAAGGUGCUCAAGUGGACAAGAUUGUGGGUGCCAAUCCAGAUGAGAUAAGGAGAAUGAUUGAGGGUUUUGCUCAGCCCAGUCGUGUGUACGUGGCCUAGUCACCAUAUGUUGGUUUUGUACAUUCAUGUGGUUUGUGAUAUUCCAGCUUUGUAUUGAAAAAUGACAUGGACGUGGAUAAUAAGUGCGGUAAGUUUUUUUUUUUUGGGAGGUGGCGGAGAGGGAGAUUGUCUCCCUCAAGUUACGAAAAUCUUCUGUAUUAUACUACUGUUAGCUAUGAAUACCCUCAACCCAUACGGGCUCUUGGAUCCAUUCCUAUGUGUUAGUGUGUAUAUCCUGUCCUAGAUCAUGUAAUUUGUUAUGGAAGUUCUUGUAUGAUUACUUUCUGAGAAAAAUGUAUUCAGAAUUCUGCCAAUAAGCAAUAUUAAAGUUUGUAAAAGGCAUUCUUAAUUUGUCCUAGUUUCUCAGAUUAUUCAAUUUUUGUCCUAGUUAAUCUUUUGAAUCUUGGAUGAAGGUAUGAUGGAUUCUGGAUUU
Ilex paraguariensis (yerba mate) is the source of this 932-nucleotide messenger RNA. Lineage: Eukaryota; Viridiplantae; Streptophyta; Magnoliopsida; Aquifoliales; Aquifoliaceae. The record is from the annotation of a GenBank genome assembly.